ACAGUUCGGCGUUCGCCAUGGAAAACAUUUUGUUUUGUUUGUAAAUAAUUUGAACUGCUUGACCGCUCUAGAUUUGUGAAAAUAAGAUAGGAUUUUCCAAUUUAUCCAUAAAAAAAUAUUUUAAAAUCCAAUUAUGGCUAUGCAAUGUCAGUUAUGGAUGGGCAGCUUGGAGCCCAAUAUGACUGAGAGCUUUAUUAUGGCUGCCUUCAAUCGUAUGGGACAGCGUCCUCUAGCUGUAAAAGUUAUGAGAAACAAAUUCACUGGAGAACCAGCAGGAUAUGCUUUUGUACAUUUUCAGACAGAUGAAGAAGCAAUAGAUGCUAUGCACAAGCUGAAUGGUAAACCAAUCCCGGGAACGUUUCCAGUGGUGAGGUUUCGGUUAAAUACUGCGUCACGGGAAGCUCGUGCCAAUAUGCAACAGGAGCGGGAGUUCUCUGUGUGGGUUGGAGAUUUAAGCCCUGAUGUUGAUGACUAUUCACUCUAUAGAAUAUUUGCAUCCAAAUAUUCAUCCAUAAAAACUGCUAAAGUAAUUUUGGACAGUUCUGGCUACACAAAAGGCUAUGGUUUUGUGAGAUUCGGCAAUGAAGAAGAGCAAAGAAAUGCAUUGUACGCCAUGAACGGGUACACUGGGCUCGGCUCAAAACCUUUGAAGAUAUGUACUGCAGUGCCUAAGCCUAAAGGCAAUAGCUCCAAUCAGAAUCCAUCUGGUCCCACUACACCGAAUUCUACAUUCAGCAGUGGCUCGGAGUACAAUCAAUACUAUGAUCCGUCUGCAUACUGGCAGAACUAUUCAGCGUGGUCUGGCUACUACGGGCAGGGCGAGCAGGGCGCGGCCGCGGCGCAGACCGUGCCCGUCGCUGACGUCACGCAGCCGCCCGCCGCCGCCAAGCAGAACGAUGAGCUCGCCUUAGUUGAUCAUAAGAAAGUCAUCGACGUUGAUGAAAUGAACGAGGAAUUUCUGGACCCAGAAUUAUCACUGUGGGACUGUCUUGAAGAGUCCCAGUGGUUUCCCCAUGAGGUCGUAGAGGCACAUUAGCUGUUAAGAUAGGCUAGUCAUUUGUAAAUAAACGUUUUUUAUGACUUAAA
Messenger RNA from Helicoverpa zea (corn earworm), 1086 nucleotides. It is a transcript of the gene Secp43, whose product is annotated as tRNA selenocysteine 1-associated protein 1-like. The transcript is spliced from 6 exons. Gene Ontology annotation, molecular function: RNA binding. The coding region runs from base 134 to 1036 and encodes 300 amino acids. The record is from RefSeq and is a predicted model, not a curated record. Lineage: Eukaryota; Metazoa; Arthropoda; Insecta; Lepidoptera; Noctuidae.